ACCAACUAUAUUACCGAAUGACGUUUCUGAUCCGCGAUUGCUCUGAGUUUGCUAUGUGUACUUUAUGGCAGUUAGCUAGCGGGAUCGUUCAAUAUAAACGACGCCUAGUCGGUAGCUAAAUAGGUCGCUAGCUUUUGUGGAAAAGUAGCUGGCUGUCGUUUUGUCCUGGAUUGGGUUAACGUUUGUAUUUAUCUGGUUAUCGUUCGGUAGUUGCCUGAGAAUAGAUAGUCACUUCUUUGUCGCUGAGUUAGCCUACUGUUCGUUGGUUGGUUAUUUGCGAAGACAGUUAUUUUAUAUAACUCGUUUAGCUUUAACUUUAGCUUUAGCUUAAGGUAACCAGCAAGCUGUUCAACUUUGUUUUGCAAAACUGCCAGGUCUGCCGUUUUGGCAGAAGCUGUGCACAGUAGCCUACGGCAGAUGUGGGUGCAGCCGUGGGCCAGAACUGAGGAGAGAUGUCAGAUGUACUGGACUCUCGCGUGACCGAGCUGGGAUCCGCCGGCUUCCUCUCGUGCCUGUUGGAGGAGUGGGUGGGGCUAGAGAAUUUGGAAGGCUACCUCAGCUACCUGGACUACCUGGUGUGGGUUUUCACCCCGCUGGCCGUGGUCUUCAUCCUUCCACUCUUCAUAGUACUGUUCCUCUACCUGUCCAUCCUCUUCCUCCACGUCUAUAAGCACAAGAACGAGCUGCGCGAGGCGUACUCGUAUAACCUCUGGGAUGGGGCGCGGAAGACGCUCGCGACGCUUUGGGACGGGCACGGGAGCAUCUGGCACGGCUACGAGAUCCACGGUCUGGAGAAGAUUCCGGAUAAAGGCCCGGCGCUCAUUGUUUACUACCACGGAGCCAUUCCCAUAGACUAUUACUACUUCCUGGCCAAGGUGGUCCUGCACAAAGGAAGGAUGUGCCACUCUGUCGCUGACCACUUCCUGUUUAAGGUUCCAGGGUUCCGGCUCCUGCUGGAGGUGUUCAGCGUGUUCCACGGGCCGCGGGAGGAGUGCGUGCGGGCGCUGAGGAGCGGGCACCUCCUGGCCAUCUCCCCGGGGGGGGUGAGGGAGGCGCUCUUCAGCGACGAGACGUACCCCCUGCUGUGGGGCCGCCGCCACGGCUUCGCCCAGGUGGCCAUCGACGCCCGAGCGCCCAUCAUUCCAAUGUUCACUCAGAAUGUCAGAGAAGGAUUCAGAUCGCUCGGGAAUUUGAGGCCGUUCCGUUGGGUGUACGAGCGCUUCCGGCUGCCCGUGGCUCCCGUGUACGGCGGCUUCCCCGUCAAGUUCCGCACCUACCUGGGCGACCCCAUCCCGUACGACCCCAACGUCACGGCCGCCGAGCUGGCUGACCAGGCCCAGCAGGCAGUGCAGUCUCUGAUUGAUCGGCACCAGAAGAUCCCGGGAAACGUUUUUCGGGCGCUCCUGGAGCGGGUCUACACCAAACACAAAGAACCGUAAGGACACGGAGGAGACCGCAACAUAGUACAGAGGAACCCGGUACAGCACAGAGGAACCCGGUACAGCACAGAGGACCCCACAGCACAGUAGAACCCGGUACAGCACAGAGGAACCCACAGCACAGUAGAACCUUCCUCAGCAUAGAGGAACCCACAGCACAGUAGAACCCAGUACAGCACAGAGGAACCCACAGCACAGUAGAACCCGGUACAGCACAGAGGAACCCGGUACAGCACAGUAGAACCCGGUACAGCACAGAGGAACCCUCAGCACAGUAGAACCUUCCACAGCACAGAGGAACCCACAGCAAAGUAGAACCUUCCUCAGCACAGAGGAACCCACAGCACAGUAGAACCCGAUACAGCACAGAGGAACCCUCAGCACAGUAGAACCUUCCACAGCACAGAGGAACCCACAGCAAAGUAGAACCUUCCUCAGCACAGAGGAACCCACAGCACAGUAGAACCCGAUACAGCACAGAGGAACCCACAGCACAGUAGAACCUUCCACAGCACAGAGGAACCCACAGCACAGUAGAACCUUCCACAGCACAGAGGAACCCACAGCAAAGUAGAACCUUCCACAGCACAGAGGAACCCACAGCAAAGUAGAACCUUCCUCAGCACAGAGGAACCCACAGCACAGUAGAACCUUCCUCAGCACAGAGGAACCCACAGCACAGUAGAACCUGCUACAGAACAGAGGAACCCACAGCACAGUAGAACCUUCCUCAGCACAGAGGAAACCACAGCACGGUAGAAUCCGGUAUGGAACAGAGGAACCCACAGCACAGUAGAACCCGGUAUAGAACAGUAGAACCCGGUAUAGAACAGAGGAACCCACAGUAUAUCACACAAGAACCCUCUACAGUAUAGGAGAACCCACAGUGUAGUACAGACUCAGAGGUGUCUGUGCAGCACGUGGGAACCAGCAGUAUAGUACAGGAGAACCUUCUUCAGUUCAGAGGAACGCACAGUAUAGCACUAAAGAGCCCACUACAGCAGAGAGAACCUGAGAGAACCCAGCAUAGAACAGGGAACCCCGCUGCCGUACGGGAGAGCCCACAGCACGGUGUUUUGGGGUACUCUGACAUUAAGAGGUACGUUAGCUGCACACAGAGGAGGGAUGGUGCUUCUAUUCACAGUUUACAACAGACAGACAGACAGACAGACAGACAGACAGACAGAUAGACAGGCAGGCAGGCAGACAGACAGAUAGACAGGCAGAUAGGCAGACAGUCCUGCUGUGGGGAUGCUUUCCCACAGUACUCCUGUAUAACCUGUAAUGGGUCAUACUGCUACAGAUCAGUAUACUGUGUGUGUGUGUGUGUGUGUGUGUGUGUGUGUGUAUGUGCGUGUGUGUGUGUGUGUGUGUUCAGCACAGAUUAUCUGACUGAUUCUCCUGUCCUCUUUCCGGAGCGAUCAUGUGAACCGUAGAUAGCUGUGCUCAGGAGUAUUUACUGUAGCUCUGGUAAAGAGCAAAGCCGGUUUUUACAGGUUCUAUCCUGUACACAAUGGCCCCUCUGUUUUAGCUCUGUCAGAUCCCUCAGGUGUAGAUGAUAACUUAUGCACCCAUAACUGAUACACGAUUAAAGGAUCAAAAUGGGAAAAAGAAAAUGCGUAUUUGCAGGACAAUCAUCAAAUGCGAGAUAAUUUAUUAUUUUAUUGUAUUAAUUAUUGUAUGUUUACUUGAUUUUAAACACCAGAUUUCAUAAAUUAAAAAUUAAUUAUAUUUGCUCUGCAGUUCUAAACACCUUCUGUAUGAGUCGUCUUGUGGGGAUUUACUUGAUAACGUUGAGAGAACUGUUCCUUUAUUUUUAAAAAUGUGUCCGUUGCACGCAGCAGGUUUUGGCGAUCUUUCCGUGUUUCUGAGCUGGUGAAGAAAGCGAGAGGUGUGUUUUAAUGGGAGGUGUGAGCUUUUGGUUUAGAUGAGAAACGGGCCCUGUUUCUCUGAGUCGUGGGUAGAAGGACGGACCUGAUCUCCCUUCUCAAAGCUCCUUCAAAGCCCCAAACGGGGACGGCAGCGCAGAUGAGAGAGGCUAGCUUCUCUUACGGAUUACAGGACCUGGCAUCAGAACAGCGGUUAGCAAAUUAAACAACCUCUUCAUUAAGCAUUAUGAGUUGGUUGUGGGGAUCCAUCUGAUCUUUAACUCUAGACUCAAGACUCGACGCAUUGGAUUCUGGAGACCUCAAUAGCUGCUAGCAAAUGUUCUAAAAUGCAGUAGUUCAUACUAAACAGAGAACUCUGUUAAACCAUCUCAUUGCCGAUAUUACUUUCCCAUCUGACCUUUCCUUUAAAUAGCUACAGCAAUGACAGAGGCAGAGAUGCAUCCUAAUGUGUCCAUGUUGGCCCAGGUGUAUACUGUUACCUGUUCUAAUGCCUCCAUGUUGGCUCAGAUGCAUACUGUAACCUGUUAAUGCCUCCAUUUUGGCUCCAAUGGAUAUUGUAACCUGUACUAAUGCCUCCAUGUUGGCUCAGAUGCAUACUGUUUCCUAUUUUAAUGCCUCCAUGUUGGCUCAGAUGCAUAUUGUAACAUGUUAUAAUGCCUCCAUUUUAGCUCAAAUGCAUACUGUAACCUGUUCUAAUGCCUCCAUUUUGGCUCAAAUGCAUACUGUAACCUCUCCUUGUCAUUCAUAUUGACCUAAAUUUUCUGCAGUGUCUGAUUAUUCAUCAGCGCUUCCUUGUCAGUAUGAGUUUUCAGACGGGGACUUCCUCCGUACGGGACAAAAGAUCAUUGUCUCUGGCUUUGACUCACUUCCUCUCGUAUUUCUCAUUUUCUGUCAUAGUUUCGUCUCGUUGAAUUUUGAGGUGAAUUGCCUAUCGUUAAAAGAGAAAAAUAGGGCGCAAUUCUUAAAAAUUCAGAAAAAUUCAGGGACCAUAUUUUUUGAUGUCAAAAGAGAUUAAAUGAUGACUUAAUAUUGUAAUUGUGGGCUGCUGUAGAUGUGAGGGAAAAAAUCAGUAAUGCACUUUUAUAUAAAGGUUGUUUUAUAGUGGUUACAGUUGAUCUUUAAAUCUGAUGUUUAUUACUUAUGUAAAUUUCUGAUUCUCUGAUUCUUAUUAGAACAUCCCAAAUUUAGCCUACAUGUUUUAUGCUUCUACAAGACCAAAAUUCACAAAGAUAUUUUAAACCUUCUGUGAAAAAUGAUUCCAUAUUAGCACACUAAACCAUUGUUCAGAGUGAGCAGCUUCACCAGAGCAGCGGCAGUACCUCCACUGGCCCGUAGAGGGCGAAAAGGCAAGAGCAGCGGUGGCCUCCCACCGGUCUCUGCUCAGUUCUUUAAUCGUAGGAAACACCUGCUCCUCCAAACAAUGACUGCGUUUCCUGCAGCUGUGCUAAUGGCGGGUGAGCUAGCGUACGCCAGUGAGCUAGCGUGCGCCAGCGCUUCCUGCUUCUCCACAACAGCUUCUGGGCUUCAGCAAUGCUUCAGCUAUGCUUCAGCCACACCCUCUCACUGUCUGAAGCCUGUGCUACGGCCCCUACUAACCCCCUUGGUCCUCAUUAUCACAGGGAAGGAGGAGGGAUAGGGGUAAUCACUGGUGGCUUGCUAUCGCAUUAUGGAUGUUGGCAGCCAUGUUUGAUUGGGGCGUCUGAGGUCAGUCCCAAGCAGGCAUUGUGUGGCGGGUGAUUUAGUGAGGUUGGCACCACUGAGACCUGACGGUGGGCAGGGAGGUGGGCAGCAGGCACGAGGCGCAGCGUUUUGGGCUCAAACACAGCGAGCAAGGGCGAGCUCAACCUGCCUGGCUGGGGAAACCAGGCCCAUGACUGGGGAACAGAGUCAGGCCUGGCGGACAUUACCGCGCGCGCGUGUGUGUGUGUGUGUGUGUGUGUGUGUGUGUGUGAUAAACGUGCGUGUGUGUCAUAACCAUGCACGCGCCUGUGUGUCAUAACCUUAUGUGUGUGUGUGUGUGUGUAUGUAUGUUUGUGUGUGUGUGUUAUAACAUCGCUCACGCGUGUGUGUCCAUCCGUCCACUUCAGCCAGUUAGCGCAUGACUGUAGGUACAGAAACCUGUUAAAAUCGUAUGAAAGAGUGAAAGUUCAGUGAGGAGCGGGCCUUCCAUCUUCCUUUCUGAGGUAAUAUGUUUGCAUGUUAACCUCAAUUACCAUGUACGCAAAAUGGUGUCAGCAUAUACCAAAUAAAUUUUGCAUUACUUUCUUAAAAAAAAAAAAAAAAAAUUCUGUUUCAUAACAAUCUGUUCAAAAUAUGUGUGCCUUGUUCUCUGAGGUGACCAGUUGUUAAGUUGUUAUCCAUUUGUCUUACAGGAUCUGCAAUAAGUGUUAAUUAAUUUUUUUAAUUUAUAAAUUUAUAAAUUAAUAAAUCAAAUCAUGUUGCAAAAUAAAGAAUGUUUUGCGGUAA
Anguilla anguilla (European eel) is the source of this 5794-nucleotide messenger RNA. RefSeq names its product transmembrane protein 68-like. Gene Ontology annotation, cellular component: membrane. The transcript has 7 exons. The record is from RefSeq and is a predicted model, not a curated record. Bases 453 to 1439 code for a protein of 328 amino acids. Gene Ontology annotation, molecular function: acyltransferase activity. NCBI's taxonomy places the organism in Eukaryota, Metazoa, Chordata, Actinopteri, Anguilliformes, Anguillidae.